Molecule: messenger RNA, 1332 nt
Organism: Vigna unguiculata (cowpea)
Lineage: Eukaryota; Viridiplantae; Streptophyta; Magnoliopsida; Fabales; Fabaceae
Product: fasciclin-like arabinogalactan protein 3
Cellular component (GO): plasma membrane
Source: RefSeq, a predicted model, not a curated record
GGAAACAUAGAAAGUCGUGAGUUGAACAGUGUUCUUCAAGCUUGGUUUUGGGCAAAAAGGCAUAAUAGAGAAAAACGAAGGAAAGCACAACCAGAGCUUUGCAGAGAAAAGAAGCUUAAAGAAGGCUCCAAAAAUGAGUUUCAAAAGCUGUUCUCUUCUCUGCAUAGCGAUUCUGCUUGCACUCUCUUCUGCUAUUGAUGGCUUUAACAUCACAGAGUUGUUGGAAAAGUAUCCAGAUCUGUCAUCAUUCAACAGGUACAUCACCGAAGCCAAGCUUGCAGACCAAAUCAACAGCCGCAACACCAUCACAGUUCUUGCGGUUGAGAACGGUGCCAUCUCUUCCAUUGCCGGAAAACCCCCAGCAGUGAUUAAGGCCAUUAUCAGCACCCAUAUCAUCCUCGACUACUAUGAUGAGAAGAAGCUCGUUGAAGUUCACCCCAGCCACCCACAGUUGACCACCCUCUUCCAGUCCACAGGCCUCGCCGUCAAGCAACAAGGCUUCCUCAACGUUUCACUCAUCGGCGAGGGCGAAAUCGCCUUCAGUCCCGCCGGCACUUCCGACUACUCCGAACUCGUCAAGACCGUCGUCACUGAGCCCUACAACAUCUCCGUUCUUCAAAUCGCCAAGCCCAUCAUCGCCCCAGGCAUCGACAAUGAAACCCAACUUGCACAGCCACCACAAGCAGCUAAAGCCUCUCCCCCCACCGGAACCGCCAAGGCACCAGCUCCCUCCAAAGACAGUGCCAAAACACCCGCUCCCUCGACACAGAGUGCCAAAGCACCUGCACCUAGUGGUGCCAAGGCACCCGCACCUGCAUCGAAGGGUGGUGCCAAGGCACCAGCUCCUGCAGGAGAUGCAAAAUCUCCUUCCCCAACUACUACUGAGGCACCGGCUCCUUCGGAUACUGCGGCCGCACCUUCACCUGCCGAGUCUCAUGCCCCAGUAGCUGCUGACGCCCCAGCAGCAGAUGGUCCCGCUGCUGAUGAUGGUGAUGCUGCAGAUACUGCAAGCAGCUCCUCCAUCAUUAAGAUGAGCUUGGUUGGAUCAGUGAUGGCCUUCGCUUCACUCUUGAUCGUUUUAUAAACUGGUUCAUGAAAUAAAGAUGAUACACUCAUCGAUAUCUAUAUAUCUUCAUAUAUAUACAUAUACGUUUAAUUACACCUAUAUUAAGAGGAGGAAGAGAAUAAGGACAGGGCUUUCAGGAAGACUCAGGGAUAUUGGAAAGGAUGAUGUAGAGUUUGUUGUCUUGAACGUAUUGAUCAAUGAAAAUAAACUUGUAUUUUAGUGGUUGCGACGUAUGAAUAAAUGAAGAAGUUAUCUAUGGUUUGAUG